Messenger RNA from Triticum dicoccoides, 1984 nucleotides. Its product is annotated as suppressor of mec-8 and unc-52 protein homolog 1-like. The coding region runs from base 131 to 1681 and encodes 516 amino acids. Gene Ontology annotation, molecular function: protein binding. Gene Ontology annotation, biological process: mRNA splicing, via spliceosome. The record is from RefSeq and is a predicted model, not a curated record. Lineage: Eukaryota; Viridiplantae; Streptophyta; Magnoliopsida; Poales; Poaceae. The transcript has 15 exons.
GCUUUGGCCUACAACCACAAUCCCUGUCCUCUCCUUCGCCAUCGCCACCGCCACCGCCACCUCCUCCCGUUCUUCUCCGGCCGCCGCCUCAGACUUGGUGCCCGCGUGCUGCCACCCGCAGGAGCCGCAGAUGGCGUCUUCGACGUCCACCCUAGAGAUCGAGGCUCGCGACGUGGUGAAGAUAAUGCUGCAGUUCUGCAAGGAAAACUCGCUUCAUCAGACGUUCCAGACCCUGCAGAACGAAUGCCAGGUCUCGCUCAACACGGUGGACAGCAUGGAUACCUUCAUCGCCGACAUUAAUGCUGGGCGCUGGGAUGCCGUGCUGCCGCAGGUUGCCCAGCUGAAGCUGCCGCGCAAGAAGCUUGAGGACCUCUACGAGCAGAUUGUGCUGGAGAUGGCAGAGCUCCGUGAGCUGGACACGGCCCGUGCAAUCCUUCGCCAGACACAGGUGAUGGGGGUCAUGAAACAGGAGGAACCCGAACGAUACCUCCGACUAGAGCACCUCCUUGUCCGGACAUACUUUGACCCGAAUGAGGCUUACCAAGAAUCUACCAAGGAAAAGCGACGUGCGCAGAUUGCCCAAGCAAUUGCUUCUGAGGUUUCAGUAGUCCCACCAGCUCGGCUAAUGGCACUGAUUACCCAGGCUUUGAAAUGGCAACAGCACCAAGGUUUGUUACCCCCUGGCACACAGUUUGAUUUGUUCAGAGGAACCGCUGCAAUGAAGCAAGACGAAGAAGAGGCAUAUCCUACUACUUUGUCACAUCAAAUAAAGUUCGGGAAGAAAACCCACCCUGAGUGUGCUCGAUUCUCACCCGAUGGCCAGUACCUUGUUUCAUGCUCAGUGGAUGGAAUCAUCGAAGUCUGGGAUUAUGUCAGCGGCAAGCUGAAAAAGGAUCUUCAAUAUCAAGCCGAUGAAAGCUUUAUGAUGCACGAGGAUGCUGUGCUCUGUGUUGAUUUUAGUAGAGAUUCUGAGAUGCUGGCAUCUGGAUCACAGGAUGGAAAAAUUAAGGUUUGGCGUAUACGAACUGGCCAGUGCUUGCGACGCCUCGAGCGUUCACACGCGAAAGGUGUUACAAGUGUUACAUUUUCACGUGAUGGAACUCAGAUACUGAGUACCUCUUUUGACACUACUGCGAGAAUCCAUGGCCUUAAGUCUGGGAAGAUGCUAAAAGAAUUUCGCGGUCACGACUCCUACGUGAACUAUGCCAUCUUUUCUAGUGAUGGCACCCGUGUUAUCACAGCUUCCAGUGACUGUACUGUUAAGGUAUGGGAUGCGAAAACAGCAGACUGUUUGCAAUCAUUCAAGCCUCCUCCUCUGAGGGGAGGAGAUGCAUCUGUCAACUCUGUCCAUUUGUUUCCAAAGAAUAGUGAUCACAUUGUUGUCUGCAAUAAGACUUCGUCAAUAUACAUCAUGACUUUACAAGGACAGGUUGUAAAGAGUUUCUCAUCUGGUAAACGGGAAGGAGGAGAUUUUGUUGCAGCUUCAGUUUCACCAAAAGGAGAAUGGAUAUAUUGUGUUGGUGAAGACAUGAAUAUGUAUUGCUUUAGUCAUCAGUCCGGUAAACUUGAGCAUCUAAUGAAGGUCCAUGACAAGGAUGUGAUUGGCAUUACUCACCACCCUCACAGGAACUUGGUUGCCACCUAUGCCGAAGAUUGUAUGAUGAAGAUAUGGAAGCCUUAAGGAUGUGAUUGGCAUUACUCACCACCCUCACAGGAACUUGGUUGCCACCUAUGCCGAAGAUUGUAUGAUGAAGAUAUGGAAGCCUUAAUUACAUUCAUUCAUUUCCAGUUUUAUUAAUCUGAGUAGUAUUUUAGAGGAUGCAUUUGGUUCUUGUAAUAGUCGUACUGUAGCAUAUAUAAAACCAGUUGGAGUGAUUGAUCAUCAAACACAUUAAGCUACGGAGAAUGGCGGCCAAUCAGCAUGGCCAUGUGGCGCAUGCUGGUUGGCCGUGGCAAAAAACAUUUUGAUUUCUUUUGGAAGACA